Messenger RNA from Cimex lectularius (bed bug), 4011 nucleotides. RefSeq lists its product as uncharacterized. The coding region runs from base 71 to 3973 and encodes 1300 amino acids. The transcript has 3 exons. The record is from RefSeq and is a predicted model, not a curated record. Lineage: Eukaryota; Metazoa; Arthropoda; Insecta; Hemiptera; Cimicidae.
UCAUUCAACACAAAGUGAUAAAGUAUACACAAAAACAAGUGAAAAGGGUAUACAAAAGGACCAAGCAGCAAUGCUCAGAGAACAAAUAUCACAGACUGUGGAAUUAGCUUUGUUUACAUUUGAACAGAGUGCACAGACUGAUGAAAAGAACAAGAGUACAAAGGAAGAAGUUGUACAAACUUACAAAAUGUUAGAUAAUAAAACUGUACAAACAGAGAACGUAGCACUGGCUAUUAGUGAAGAAUGUACACAAACUGAGGACAAUAGUUUGAAUGCAAAGCAUGAAAAUAUCCAAACUGAGACCGCUAUUAUUUGCCUAGAGGAACAAAUGGUACAGACUGAGGAGAAUCCCAUUAGUGUUUGUGAACAGAGUUUUCAAACUGAGGAAAAUUGUACAAACAUACGUAAUGAAUCAGUACAAACUCUGCCAAGAAUAGUUAAACCAAUUGAACAGACCAUACAAACAGAGAGCACAGCUAUUAGUGCAGGUGUACAAACAGAGGAAGUAGUUAAGUAUGUGAGUGAACAAUUUACACUUACUGAAGAAGCAUGUGUGUCCAAUGGUGACCAAGCAAUGCCAACUUUAGAAGAAAAGAAUAAACCAAAUGAACUUGUACAAAAUACUAUAGUUAUAGAUGAAGGAAUUGUACAGACGGAGGAAAUGCCUGUAUGGUUCUAUGAGGAACUAACAGAAACUGUAGUAAAUGAUAUACAAAACACAGAGAUAUUAGAAAGCUCCUCUAAUCCAAUGUUAAACUCCAAUCAGACUGAUUCUGAUGACCUAGGAGAAAUAGAUAACAUUGAGAUUGAGUUCAACCAUUAUCACAAGGAAUGUGUAAUGAAUGACAUAGAGUCCUUUUUAAGCUCCAUAUUAGCAAACAUGGAAGCAGAAAUAGUGUCUGCAGAUCCCAUCUCAAGUGACGAUUCAUUGCCUGAUUGCAAGUUUCAAACAUUGCUACCUGAAUUUGAUGAUAAUAUGAAGGAGCGUUUGGAAAUGCACCAUUCACAAACAGCUUUAAAAAUGAAGCCGUUACCUAAUAUAAAUUCCAAACCAGACAAUAUUCAAUCCCCAAUGCAAUUCAUAAAUGAAGAAUUGGACAGGAUUAAUUUAAAAGACAGGGACACCAUUAUUAUGUCAGGUAUCAACGCCAAGGAGGAAAAGUUAAAUAGCAAAUUAAUACUAAAUGAAGAUUUUCAAGUUGACAUAAAGGACAGCUUUGUGACUGAAUUGGAAUCGAAAAUGGAAGAAACCACUAUAGACACAUUGAACAACGGUGUUAUAGAUUUUGAUUGUGAGGAUGAAGAUUUUGGCUUAGAUAAGUUGUUUUGCCAUAACAAUGCAGAAACUUGCAAUUUUGCAAGUAAGGAUAAACGAAUGAAAUAUACUCGACCAUGUUCACUAAUUCUUAGCUUAAAAUACAGACCUUUAUUCCCCAACUUAAUCAGAAAUAGGAGAAAGAAGCCUCCUAGAACCAACUCGAACAUCGAUAGGCCCCAAGCUUACAACAAAAUGACAGAAAGAGUGAACUUAACUAAAAACAGGGAUACGUUUGUUGAGAUGGAAAAUAACGAUUAUAAGUUUAGCCUUAUAGGAACAUUACCCAGAUGUGAUGAGGAAGGCUUACAAGAUGAAAUUGUGGAACCACAGCAGCUGCAAACAUUUACAGAUAAUAAACUACAUUUACAGAAUGGUGAUGGAAAUGUAGGAAAUCACAACUCCGAAACUAGGAAAAAACAUAAAACUAUAAAACAUUAUUCUCGGCCAUGUUCAAUAGUUUUUAGGCUAAAAUCCCAAUCGGUCCCAUUAAACGUAUUUACACACAAAACAAAGAUGGGGCGUUUGAAAUCGAAGUCGGCUAUGGAAUGCGAUACAGACAUUAAAAAUAAACUCUAUUCAUCGAGAAAUGUGGAAAAAAUAAAACAAAAACAAACUCGUAGAUUUUUCAGUUCUUUGCCACCUGAAAAUCACACUACCUCUUUAAUAAAUGUAUGGGACUACUUCACUAGAUCACCAUUCAAGAGGACUUAUGACGGAGACUACACUGAUAUUAUAAACUCAGGCUUUCAACCAAAUAGAUCAACAGAUAAUGAGUGGGUAAGGAAACUACCUAAAUCUGAGGAACAUAAAUGUUUAGAGGACAUUGGGGAUUUAGAUUUUCAAGAAUUCAGUACAAAUAAAUAUAGUGCUGAAGAAUCUCCAACUUUAAAUAUCCCCCUUUUAAAAUCAGCCAGUGACGUAUCAGCAUCAGAAACUUCAGAUGAUGAAAAAUGCACAAACGUAAAAUUUAAAGUACCUACUUUAUUGCCAGCAAAUCAGGGGCAAAUGCGUGUGAUUCAAGCUUGGCCAGAGAAUGGGAAUGAUAUCAAGUUUAAGACAAGGCAGAAGAAAAAAAUGGUUGAACGCCUUGCCCCCAUCAAUCUGUUAAUAGAUGAAGAAUAUGUAUUACGAAAAAAGGAAUCAAAAAAAUUUGACAGGGUUAUAAUUGAAGAUUUAUCAACAGAAGAAUUUGAGACAGUUACACAUCUAAAACCAUGUCACAUCGAAAUUGCUAACAAUGAACAAAAAACUGAGUAUCAGCAAAAGAUUAACACAUUUAAUGCUAAUACAGAAAAUCUAAACAAACAAGUGAAAUUUUUCUCUGUACAAAAUGAGCCUCAACGAUUCGAUGACUUAAUAAUUGAAGACUUGGCAACAGAAACAUUUGAUAUCACAUCUGUAGGACUUAAACCGCGCUGUUUUGAAAUACAUAAGAAUACCCAGGACCAUGAUUACAGAAAACGUGAUGUAAGAGUUCAUGCACAAGAAACAGACCACCCAUUAAAAAGUGAAAAUGGCUAUUCUUCAUCUCUGCUACAGGAUGAUGGUAUCGUGUGGGUAAAACCACUGCAUUCGCCCAAUGCUGAUAAUCGUAGCAUUGAUAACAGAAUUGAAAAGAAAGCUUUUCUACCAAUGCAUAGAAGUCAGAAAUAUAAAAGUACAGAUACGAAAUGCUCAUUGUUGACUAAAGAAUUGAGACCGUGUGAAGAUGUAAGGUUGGAUAACGUUACAAGAGCCGACAAAGAUAAUGCAAUAAUGAAUGCAUUUGGAUCUAUGAUGGAUUUGUGUAAUGAUAAUCUUAAAGACAGCAUUACUAGACACUUGGAAUUGAAUUUGCCAAUCACAUCACCACAAAAGAUUAACAGGACUUCUGGCCUUAUAAAUCUUAACAACGAAAUUAAUUUGUCCUCAAGUUUUUCUAAACAAUCGCCCUCUUCCAAAAUAUCUCUAAUUCCUACUAAAAAAUGCACGAAUGCAAGCUCUUUAAGAAAGAUAACAUAUUCUACACGCAGUUUGUCAAGUAAGGGAAUAUAUUCUUCUUACAGCCCAAUCAAGUUGAUGCUAAGAAAAAAUUUAUACACGAGUAAAUGCAAAUCUUGUCCAGAUAUUUACAGACGGUUCAAAAGCAAUUUGAGGAAACAUAAAGUCAAUUCUAUUGGGAAUAAGAAAUCUCUUGGUAAAAUAUAUCCAGAAUCAAACAAGCAACUAAACUCCAUGAAGUACAACGAAUACCUACAUGAGCUAAGGAAAUGUAACCAAGUAAAAUAUUCAGUUGAUUGUGAAAGUAGAGAUGAAGAUCUUACAAUUAUGAUGGAAUGUGCUAGGAACAAAAAUCACAAACCUAAAAACGGUAAUGCUAGAGAAACUGAGGAUCACGAAAUAAUUAAAACUGUAGUAGCAUGUGUCAAUUGGAUGAAUGAUGUUAUUUCAGGUGCAGAUAACUUUUCUGCCUCAGAAGGCAACAUGAUGAACAACAUUAACAAUGAUGAAAUUACAUCAUUGGAGCUACAUUCAUUAACUGAAAUGCUGCCACUCACACAAAACGUAAACGUUGAGUCCGUGUCUGGAGAAAAUGGAAAUGACAAGGAAAGACGCACAGAAGUGACAAACUUAAAGGAAACAUCAAAAAUAACCCUUGCUGAAAAGAAUUUCUAAAAUGUAUAAAUGUAUUAUAACAUAAUAAAAAAUAAAUA